UAUAAAGGCGAGGGGUAUGACCAAUUGAUGGCAACUUGUUUUGACUUUGUCUCAGAAAGUCAACAGCUCAAGACGCAUCGCUAUGAAGUUCCUCUGUAUUUUCUUAUUAGGUUUGGUGGCUUUGAGCCAGGCACAAGAAGAAUCCUUCCCUUUGUAUCACCAGAACCGAUUCCGUCGUGGCGCUGCGACAUCACCAGCAUCAGCAGGGGGCUACAACAUCGGUAACAAAGGUUCGACAUACAGCGUCUCUUCGGCAUUGGGAGCUUACAACACUUUCACAGGAAACAUUGGGGUUCAGGGAGCGUACGGAGCGGCGACUUACGAUCUAGGUGCUGCAUUGGGAGCCUUUGGUCCUUACUUGAAUGAAGGUGGCGGUGGCGGAUAUGGAGGUGGUGGUAAUACCUAUGGAUAUGGCGGAUCUUUUUUCAGCAAUAAAAAUCGCUAACCUGUUGCGCCGGACGCAAUAAUAACACCUUCGUUAGUUAACGUAUAUGCAUUCUCUCUGUCCAUUGGAUUCUGAUUUUUGUUUAAAAUGCAUGGAAGAAAACAAAUAAAAAAAAUCUGUUGAUCUUU
This is a messenger RNA of Daphnia pulicaria, 573 nucleotides long. Its product is annotated as glycine-rich cell wall structural protein-like. Lineage: Eukaryota; Metazoa; Arthropoda; Branchiopoda; Diplostraca; Daphniidae. The transcript has 4 exons. Bases 83 to 445 code for a protein of 120 amino acids. The record is from RefSeq and is a predicted model, not a curated record.